GUCCAUCGACAACGUGGUGCCAAUCUGUCAUUUGUCUUUCGUAGCUUGACCACAUAUUUUGCACGCCAUCGUGGAACUCUGCUCUCGCGCGUUUUGUUUUGAGUUUCCUGUGCUGUUGUAACAACGCCCUGGACUUCAGAAGCUUUGGGAUUCUUCGGUAGUUUUUGAGCUACCAAGGGGGGAUGCUCUGUGUUUACAGUUCCAUCCUUCCUUUGCAUCAUGAAUGCCACAAUCGGAUUUCCAAUUUGGGUUUCGGAUUAUUGAAUCUGCAGGAAGGUGGUGACGACUCUUGCGGUUUUGGAGAAUGCAACUCUUUGAAUUGCAGAAUGCAUGGGGCGAAGUGGAGUGGUUUUUGGGGGGUUAGCGUGGAGGCGGGUCUCAAAAACCGAGGGGAAUGGAGAUUUUGAACCGUCUGCUUCGAAUUCCCGACUAGCUCUGAUGAGAAGGAUUCAGAAGGUACUUGAGUAUGGGUUGGAAGCUGCUUGAAAUUAGGGCCAGCGAAGUUAUCCACGUGAUUCAACAACUUACUUGAUCCGAAACCUUGGAGAAGGUGCACUGUGCAUUGUUAUUUUUAUUUUUCUAAAAUGAAUACACGGGAUUUCACCUGGAGAGUGCUAAAAAGCAAGUGGUUCAUCCUAGCAGCAGGGUUGUGGAUCGAGAGUAUAGCUGGGGCUGCCUACUCUUUCGGUGUGUACUCUCAAAGCCUCAAAGUAGCACUUGGUUAUGACCAGCAAUGGUUGGAUACACUGGCGUUUUUUAAGUCAAUUGGAGGUAAUUUUGGAGUACUAUCUGGACUUCUUUACGAUGUGGCGCCACCAUGGUUGGUUGUACUCGCUGGUGCUGCUGAGUGUUCAUUCGGGUACUCCAUGUUGUGGCUGUCUGUCACAAAACGCAUCCGUCCGGCUUUUUGGCAGAUGUGCAUAUUCAUAGGUAUGGCCAGUAACUGUAACACUCUUUUCAGUACUGCCUGCGUUGUGACUAACGUCAAAAAUUUCCCCAACAAGAGGGGUCUGGUCAUCGGUUUGCUGAAGGGCUUCUUGGGGCUGAGCGGGGCUAUCUUGACUCAAGUCUUCUUUGUCAUGUACCCGAACGACCCGAGUUCCUUUCUUUUGUUGAUCUCAUGGCUCCCAGCGGUGGUGUCUAUAAUUCUGGCGCCUGUCAUUCGUGUGGUGCCCGCUUCGGAUGGAGAUAAUGCCACUUUCAGAGACUUCUCAACAAUUUCCACUUGUUUAGCAGCGUGCCUCACUUUGGUUAUUAUUUUAGAGAAUGUGUUGAAGAAUGAUACUUGGCCCGUUUGGAUUGCAUGUCUUUCUCUGCUGGGCUUUUUUCUCUCUCUCUGUGUGGUAAUCAUCAAAGCAGAGGCGAAGGAUUACAAAGCAGAUUUGAUAAAGGGCCGUGUUCGAGGUCAGGGCUCGAUCUCAGAGCCACUGUUGAGGAAUGAUGACGGCAGGCACCCAUAUUCACGUUGUAGUGAGAAUCAGUCGUCGAGCGUCCAUGCAAAGCUCGAUUGGUCUGCUUCAAGUGAUCCGGAGAUACCGGAAAGUCCAAACGAGGGCGACAACCCUUUAUCCGAACAAAUUGAAGAAGUUGCAAAACCAAGCGACGGUACCAGUGCAGGAUUGGAUCAGUCAGUAGGGGUACCCCGAAGAGGGGAAGAACACACACUUAGUCAAGCAAUUUCUUCGUUAGAUUUCUGGCUGCUGGUUGUAGCUAUGUUUUGCUCGAUGGGCUCUGGGACAACAGCCAUUGACAAUAUGGGGCAAAUCGGCUUAUCUUUGGGUUACGAACAGGUCGAAAUUAAUACAUUCAUCUCUUUGAUCAGUAUAUGGAACUUCUUGGGCCGCUUUGGAGCAGGUCUCAUCUCAGAGCUUCUCUUGCACAUGCGAGGCUAUGGCCGACCUUUCUGCUUGGCAUUCAGUUUGGGAUUGAUGUGCAUCGGCCAUCUGGUAAUGGCAACCGCCGUGACAGGUUCUUUGUAUGUGGGUUCCAUCAUCGUAGGAGUUUGUUAUGGAGCGCAAUGGUCGCUGAUGCCCGCUGUAACGUCGGACAUCUUUGGGCUACAGCACUUUGGGACCCUGUACAAUACCAUCGCAAUAGCAAGUCCAGUUGCUGCAUACGUCUUGUCUGUGCAAGUUGCCGGGUAUUUCUAUGACAAAGAGGCACACGAGCAGCAUAAACCUGCGACAUUAAUAGGAAGAAUUCCGAGCCUGAUAAGCUCUGGCAGUGAUAACCCGUUGUUAUGUCAUGGGCCUAGCUGCUUUCGCACUACUUUCAUCAUUUUAGCACUGGUGUGCGCAUUUGGGUGUACUGUUUGCCUGUGGCUGUUUGCGCGAACUAAACGAUUCUAUGUCCAAGUUCAUGAGAAUCUGCACAAGGUCGAGUUGAGAUAGCCCGCGUUCAAAAGUAGCCUUGUGUAUUCAGGAUUUAGGAUUUAGGCUUCCAGCCCUUUAUAGUCUUCUAAAUUUUUUACCUCUGUUCCAGUACAACGAUAGCUUGGGCCUAUGUAUAGGUAUUAAUUCCUGGGAACGUGGCUGCCGGUAACCUCCACUUCCCAUGAGAAACAAGGUUAAAGUUCGAUCUUACGAUGUAAUGUGCCAAUUAUUUGAGAAAGAAGGAACCAUGUAUCGAAAGAUGCCCUUGAUGCAAGUGUUCGAUACUGGACUUAGAAUGCGUCAAAACACAGAAGUCGCAUGAAACCAUGCAUGUUUAUUUAAUCGUCAGUUUUUUGCUUACACAAUGUUUUCUUCAUUUUUCUGAACCUUCCAAAGCUAGUAAUUCUCGCAAGUGGAAUCAAAUGCAGGAUUGCCCUUGUGGUUGAAGAAUACGUAAAAGCACUACGUCUUAAUAGCUCGGCAAAGGAAGUUAAAAGUUAGCUUCUAAAACUCUGCCUCCCACAAACAUUAGAGUAUGAAAGUACUAUGUGGUCACUUGUAACCUUGAUCUAGAUUUCUCAACAAAUACGCCCUGCAGGUUGGAGGGUGCGGAUCCGUCUCUGUUUCGCAACCUGCUUGAUGGCAAGCACGUUUGACGAAGGCAUGAGCCAUCUAGCAGCUGAUGUUCAUAAUCUCCAUUACAGUGACCACGACAUCCAUGCACUUAAACAAGGAUCGAUGCUGAGGGACCCAAGUUUUGUUAAUUAUCGGGGAUGACUGAGUAACCUUGGAAGUGCUUUCUUCAGAGAUGGAUGAGCUGAAGAGUUAAUCCAGCGAGAUUGAAAAUUUAACCGGGGUUCAGGGAAUCUUUGUACAACCAGCGAAUCGCAACAACGAGGUCUGUGAGGGGUAUCGAUGAUUCAGGAGGACAGUGGACGAGGUCUGUGAGCGGCACCGAUUAUAAAACUGGGGUGUCGACAUAGCAAACCAUGGCGUGAGGGAGCUCAUUCGACAGGAGACUUUUUUCGUGAGGAGGCGGAGAGUUGGCAGAUCUAUCAAGCAGAGGAACGGGCGACGCCGCCGCCGUGUAAUUUUGUAUUGGGGUUUUUUUUUGCUGUUGGCGCAAGAUCAGAGUAGACGGGUAGCUCAGAACGAGCAGGUGGUAGGCGAGAACUGAGCAAUGGCUCAGUAACUUUUUUUCAGAUCUAGGAAGGAGCGGUAGCAGUGGGUCUUGUGUCGUUCGGAAGCUCCGACACACAAGAUUCUAGUGGUACUACUGAUGCACUUGUUAGAUCAGCAUUGAAUCCAUAGAGUGCACAAGUUGAAUAUUGUGAUUUGAAUGUCGUGAAUUGCUGCGUGAGCUUACUGCCUUCUGAUGUGAACGUCGCCAGUUGUCCUCUAGAGCCUGGAUAGGAUAUUGCACGAUUGCCCAAUACAGAUAGAAUUCGCUACGGAUGUGAAUCGGUUUUAUUCUUGGAUGGCCUUGGAUUUUCUUCGAUCUGUCUUUAGGAUAAGUAAAUUUCGGGGUAGAAUUUCAUGCGGGAGGAGCUGCUUAAUGUUAGCCUCCCGAAAAGUUUAGGAUUCCGAAAUAUCUGGCAACGAAUCGAGUGACGAGUGGGCAGUUUGGACCACGUAACUUCGGAAGAACUUCGGAUUGAAGAGAGGACUCAAGCAAAUAGGGUGGAAGGUGGAGUGUUAGAUAAGUGGAUGAUGUCAAUAAAAGAAUUACAAAAAAGUGAUUUUAUUUUAUUUUA
Molecule: messenger RNA, 4126 nt
Organism: Physcomitrium patens
Lineage: Eukaryota; Viridiplantae; Streptophyta; Bryopsida; Funariales; Funariaceae
Product: protein NUCLEAR FUSION DEFECTIVE 4
Cellular component (GO): membrane
Source: RefSeq, a predicted model, not a curated record